Molecule: messenger RNA, 2064 nt
Organism: Jaminaea rosea
Lineage: Eukaryota; Fungi; Basidiomycota; Exobasidiomycetes; Microstromatales
Product: MFS general substrate transporter
Exons: 4
Coding region: 138-1955 (605 amino acids)
Biological process (GO): transmembrane transport
Cellular component (GO): membrane
Molecular function (GO): transmembrane transporter activity
Source: RefSeq, a predicted model, not a curated record
GCUUGGCGUCCGGAAUUGAGUGACAAGGCGACGACGCAGCAACGCCGCAAGUCUUGACGCGAUACCCAGCGACUACCCUCACGAAACCCCGCCUACCUACUCCCCAUCCACUUCCACUCAUCCACGGCACUGCAGGCAUGUCAUUUCCCGGCGACGAAAAGACCAACGAGGUCGGCACAGCCACUACGACCAACAAUGGCGAUCCUUCAACUCCUCCCAGCCAUUCUAUCCCGCCAGCGGCGCCCGCAGGGGACCAUCUCACCAUCUCCUCCUUGAAAUGGUGGACGGACGAUGAAGAGUCCCGUGUACGUCGCAAGCUGGACUGGAAUAUCCUGCCUAUGCUGUUUAUCAUCUACGGAGCAGCUUACAUUGAUCGCUCCAAUAUCGGCAAUGCAAAGACGGCGGGGAUGAAUGUGGAUCUGGGCAUCAGCGAUAUUCAGUAUCGACUGAUCACGACGAUCUUUAUCAUCUCGUACAUCUUGUUCCAAUGGCUGCUGCUCUUCUAUCUGGUCGUCCCCGCUCACAUCUGGGUCGCAUCAUGCGCCGCAGUCUGGGGCUUAGCAUCGGCUCUACAAGGCACAGCGCAGGGCUUCUCAGGCCUCAUGGCUACUCGCUGGUUCGUGGGAAUGGCCGAGGCAGGUUUCGGUACGGGCGUCGCCCUCUACCUGGGCUUCUUCUACCCUCGACGUGAAAUUGGCUACCGCUUCGCCUGGUUCGUCACCUCCUCCGCUUUUGCGUCUGCCAUUGCUGGCGCCAUAGCCUACGGACUGGUACGAGCUCACGCGGCUGUUGCUGGUUGGCGCCUCCUGUUCGUAGUCGAGGGAGCUCCUUCCAUCCUGGUCGCCAUCUUCAUCUUCUUCUUCCUGCCCGACAACCCGCGCAAGUGCCGCUUCCUUAAUGAGCGCGAGAAGUUGAUCGCGGAUGCUCGCCUCUUCAAGCCCAAGUCAGAACACGGCGAGGAGGGUGGAGCAACUGUAGCGGCUGGAGAGGUAGCAGGGGCAGCAGCCCAUGAACGUGGCCAGAGCAGCGGGAUGAAGGCGAGCCUCGGCACCAUGGUGGCCGCAGCGCGCAAGAAGUUCGACAAGGACUCGAUCAAGGCCGGUCUGCUCAGUCCCGUCGCCUGGCUUGCAUCGCUGCAGCUCUGGACGGUCAACGUGGGCUAUGGGUCCAUCCCCAUUUUCUUGCCCACCAUUUUGAAGGACAGCGGCUUCACGGCCAUCAAGGCUCAAGGCUACACCGCACCGCCUUAUCUCGUCGCGUGGGUGUACACCCUCAUUGCCAUCUACGUCUCGGACAGGCUACAGCAUCGUGCCACGUUCAACAUUGUGCAUUUUGCUGUAGGAGCUGCAGGGUACAUCAUGCUUGCAUUGAGCGAAUCGCACAAUGUGCGCUAUGGGGCCGUCUUUCUUGUCGCCCUCGGCCUUUUCCCUCAGGUCUCCUUCUCCUACGUCUACCUCAUCACCAACGUCUCGUCAGAGCGCGCUCGAGGAUUCGGUCUGACUGUGCUUGGAACCCUCUCACAGACAGCACCGCUUGUAGGGAACCUCGCGCUGUUCCCCGCUGCGGACGCUCCUUACUACCGUCGCGGGAUGUGGACGUCAGCUGGCGUGUCUCUUGGAGGGCUCCUCAUCGCCUUGACGACCAUCACCUUCCUCACACUCGCCAACCGCAAGAGAGACAAAGCUGCCGCCCAACUCGAGGCUCAGUCCCUUCGCUCGGGCGGAAACAAACUCUCUCCUUCUGUUUCUGCCGGUGGUCAGGCGGCAGGGACUGGUAUAGACGAAGAGAAGGCGUCGCUUGCGGUAGGGGCUUCAGGCGAGGCACAGAGAGAGCGAUUGGCAGCGAAGCGUCACCUGGACAUGAGCGUGCCAGAGGAGAAAGAAGAGGCGUUGAGGCGGUACAUUGACGAGGGUAGAAGGGGAGAGGACUCGCCCUACUUUAGAUACGUGGUGUGAGGAGGAAGCCAGAGACGCAGACCACGUGGCGCGGGCCAACACUUGGACCGUGCUCGCUCAGACCCCCCUGUUUCCCCUCGUCUCGUGUCUGUCCGCGUCUUCUUUCUCA